Messenger RNA from Egretta garzetta (little egret), 1700 nucleotides. RefSeq names its product membrane associated ring-CH-type finger 3 (gene MARCHF3). The transcript is spliced from 4 exons. The coding region runs from base 1 to 681 and encodes 226 amino acids. Gene Ontology annotation, molecular function: zinc ion binding; ubiquitin-protein transferase activity. The record is from RefSeq and is a predicted model, not a curated record. Gene Ontology annotation, biological process: protein ubiquitination. NCBI's taxonomy places the organism in Eukaryota, Metazoa, Chordata, Aves, Pelecaniformes, Ardeidae.
AUGCCGGUGCGUGGCAUUGGAAAGCGUCUGGGGCUGAUCCCGAGCAGCGCACUCCGAUCACAACUCUGUAUACUGACCAGCAAUUUUCUCUCCUCCUCCAGCAGCAGCCCCUUCAAUGACCGGCCGAUGUGCAGGAUCUGCCACGAGGGCAGCAGUCAGGAAGACCUGCUUUCCCCCUGCGAAUGUACGGGGACCCUGGGGACUAUUCACCGCAGCUGCCUGGAGCACUGGCUGUCGUCUUCAAACACCAGCUACUGUGAACUCUGCCACUUCAGGUUUGCAGUGGAGCGCAAACCCAGGCCGUUGGUGGAGUGGCUGAGGAACCCCGGCCCCCAGCACGAGAAGCGGACUCUCUUUGGAGACAUGGUGUGCUUCUUGUUUAUCACUCCGCUGGCGACCAUCUCUGGCUGGUUGUGCCUACGAGGAGCGGUGGACCAUCUGCACUUUAGUAGCAGGCUAGAAGCUGUCGGCCUCAUUGCACUCACUGUCGCACUCUUCACUAUUUACCUCUUUUGGACCCUAGUAUCCUUUAGGUAUCACUGUAGAUUAUACAACGAAUGGCGUCGGACCAAUCAGAGGGUGAUACUCCUAAUCCCAAAGUCUGCCAAUGUCCCCUCCAACCAGCAGUCCCUGCUGGGCCUGCAGUCCCUCAAAAGGAACUCAAAGGAGACAAUUGUUUGAUUGGGGCAGUUCUGCACAGGGGCCAUGCACUAAAAAUGUUUUCCUCAAACUCACUGGGGUCAGGCACCAUCCAGAACCCAGGAGUGUGCUACUCUGGUUUAUAAACUCUUCGCAGAGGAAUAAAUCACUGUUUGAAUUCAAAUCAUGGAUGCUGCAAUCAUAUGAUAUUUGCUAAGCUGCCAAACUUGUUUAUUUAGCAGAUACUGUAUAGAAUUCUACAAACUCAUGUUAAUACUUGCAUCAUCAAGUGAUGCAAACUUUUUUAUUGUUUAAAAUAUUAAACUAUGAUAAUUAACAAUGCAAAACAGGUUUAACAAGUGCUUUGUUUUUAUCGUUUCCUGUUCCUGCAGUAUUAUUUCUUUAGGUAGCUGGACAAUGCUGUUUUUUCUUUCCUAAAGCACAGCAAUGGCAUUCUCCUAGUUCAAUUUAUUUGAAUGUCUUUUAUACCAAUAUUUUGGAUUAUUAAAAUUUGUGUGUACUGAGCUCUACAAAUUGGCAUAUUAUAUAAAUGCUAUAAAGUGAUUAGAAAAUUAUCUUCUCUAUUUCCUAUUUGGCAAGGAAGUUCUGACAGGAACAUUCUUCGGUAGUAAAUUUAGCGAAAGAGAAGAAAUGACACCAAUUGCAAGUCUUCCUACUCGAAAGUAUUCUAGUUUAUACCACUCAAGAAAAAAAUGAGAGCUUAUUUGAUGUAGCAUGUGCUCUAUGGGAGAAAAAGCUUAGUACACAAAACCAAAUCUGUUUGUUUCUUUAUUCUGUCUUUGGACCAGUCUAGCUGUAGUCAUGUUAUUUAACAAUAUUCUUUGUAACUGUCAAUUUCAUGGGGAUAUAAGAAUCAACUACCUAGGGGAUAUAAGAAUCAACUACCUAUAUAAAGCAAUAACAGCCUCAUUCAGACAUUAAUCUAGUUUCACAGCAAGCCAAGAUGUGUAAGAAAAUCAUGAACCUGCAGAUUUAUACUCAUUAGUCUGCCAGUAAGGUCAGGGGUUGGUCAUAUGUUUGGCAGUGGAUGCCUGCUUCUC